Ceratina calcarata is the source of this 1691-nucleotide messenger RNA. Its product is annotated as P17/29C-like protein DDB_G0287399. The transcript is spliced from 5 exons. The record is from RefSeq and is a predicted model, not a curated record. The coding region runs from base 188 to 1561 and encodes 457 amino acids. NCBI's taxonomy places the organism in Eukaryota, Metazoa, Arthropoda, Insecta, Hymenoptera, Apidae.
CGACUAUCAUCGAUGCGAUGUCAAAUCGCGAUUCUUCAAAAGUUCGUACUCUAAUUUAUUGAUACGGAGUGUAAAACACGAUAGUAAAACGGUGCAACGUAUAGAAACGUGCGACGCAAUUCGCGAUUGCUCGCGACAUUCCAAGGUCGUCGACGAAUUUAAUGCCAAAACGACGAAUUUAUAGAAAAUGCUGUCCAGUUCUACACUGGGUGUCCUACUUGGGACGAUCUUGGUCAUCUCCUCAAUUCCCGAUGCUGCUUCCUAUAACAAGUAUGGGAGGACGUGCAAGGACAUCGGUUGCAGGAGAGACGAGGUCUGCGUGAUAGCCGAGGAUCCCUGUUCAAUCUACCAGCGAGAUAACUGUGGCCGUUAUCCGACUUGCACGAAAGCUCAUCCAGGGGGAGCUAACUGUGUCAGCAUGGUCUGCGGUGAGAACGAAUACUGCAAAACAGAGAACGACAUGCCGACGUGUGUAAAGAAGUCGACCGCGAUCGAUGACGAAAUGUUCACAGAGUUCGACGGUGACAACAGGAUAGUCCCGAGGCGAGAAACCGAGGUGAAGUCGUCUAACACGGAGGCACAGGUGGGAUACCCGACAGGUAGUGGAUAUCCCAGCACCGAUUCUAAGAGCUCUUAUCCAUCCUCGGAAAAUCAGCCGAAAUCUAGUUACCCGUCUAGUUCCGGUUAUCCUUCCAGCUCUGGUUACCCUUCCAGAAGUAGCUCGUCCGGUUAUCCCUCUUCCAGUUACCCAUCCAGUUCUGGUUAUCCUUCCAGCAGUUCUUCCGGUUAUCCUUCCAGUAGUUCCUCGGGUUAUCCUUCCAGGGGUAGUUCGUCCAGUUAUCCCUCCAGCGAUUCAUCCGGUUAUCCUUCCAGUAGUUCCUCGGGUUAUCCCUCCAGGGGUAGUUCGUCCAAUUAUCCUUCCAGCGGUUCAUCCGGCUACCCUUCUAGUUCUGGUUAUCCCUCCAGCGGUUCAUCCGGCUAUCCUUCUAGUUCUGGUUAUCCCUCUGGUUCGUCCGGCUAUCCAUCACAGUCAGGGUAUCCGUCAAGUUCUUCCGGAUACCCAACACGUUCGGGUUACCCAUCGGGCAGCGGUUACCCUUCAGGCUCGAGCAGUUAUCCCGGAAGCUCGUAUCCCUCCUCGAGUUCCCAAGGAUAUCCUUCGAGUUCUGGUUAUCCCAGUUCCUCGACUAAUGAACAAAGCGUUAAACGGGUAGAUGCAAAUUCGGUAAACGCCGGUUAUCCCAGCCAGGGCCAGGCCACGCGAACCAAUUACCCUACUCAAAAUUCUGGAUAUCCGACUGGCUAUCCUGCUCAGACUAAUCCGUACGGUAACUAUUAUCCUGGGUACAAUCAAGGCUACCCACAAGGAGGGUAUCCUCAAGGGUAUCCGCAGGGUUAUCAACCACAAGGAUAUCCGGGUGGAUAUCAAGGAUACUAUCCGCCGCCUCCCUCCACCACUAAAAAACCAAAGAUUGGAGAUCAAUUGACGAGCCUGGCUAGAGAUCUCGCUGGCAGAUACCUUACUCAGGCGAUUCUAGACAAAGUCACUGGGAAACAUUAGAAUUAUGUUGCUGGAUAAUUAAGAAAUAGUGCGAUAUAUUUAAUUAACUAUGCUUCCUUGUAAUAAUUACUAAUUCAGUCAACGCUGUGUAAAAUAGUUAUAGAAAUAAACGUGUGAAUUCAUCUGUUCA